Molecule: messenger RNA, 477 nt
Organism: Colletotrichum paranaense
Lineage: Eukaryota; Fungi; Ascomycota; Sordariomycetes; Glomerellales; Glomerellaceae
Product: 60S ribosomal protein L24
Exons: 3
Coding region: 1-477 (158 amino acids)
Biological process (GO): cytoplasmic translation
Cellular component (GO): cytosolic large ribosomal subunit
Molecular function (GO): structural constituent of ribosome; mRNA binding
Source: RefSeq, a predicted model, not a curated record
AUGCGCACGUACGACGACACGUUCUCCGGACAGAGAAUCUACCCUGGAAAGGGUAAGCUCUACGUCCGCGGUGACUCCAAGAUCUUCCGUUUCCAGAACGGAAAGUCCGAGUCCCUCUUCCUCCAGCGCAAGAACCCCCGCCGCAUUGCCUGGACCGUCCUGUACCGUCGCCAGCACCGCAAGGGUAUCUCUGAGGAGGUCGCCAAGAAGCGCACUCGCCGCACCGUCAAGGCCCAGCGUGCCAUCGUCGGUGCCUCCCUCGAUGUGAUCAAGGAGAAGCGCUCCAUGCGCCCCGAGGCCCGCUCCGCCGCCCGCGCCGCCGCCAUCAAGGAGUCCAAGGACAAGAAGAACGCCGACGCCGCCGCCAAGAAGGCCGAGAAGGCCAAGACCGCCGCCGCCGGUGGCAAGAAGGGCCCCAUCGCCUCCAAGCAGGGCUCCAAGGGCGCCGCUCCCAAGGUCCAGGCCCGUACCCGUUAA